UGUGGCAUUGACAGGUAACUAGGAAAACAGAAAUCCCAUUUUAUAAUCUCACCGUCCACCCUCCGUUGGAGUUUUACUGCUCUACAAACAGACGGAUCAACAUGGACGUCGGAUUUCGCCACCCUGUUCUUCUUUGCCUAAUCCUAGCGGUUUUGGGCUUGGUUCUGGCCGAUUUGGAUGGCCCUUUGAUGGGGGCACCCGGGUCUGCCGCCCGUUUGUCGGAAAACGACCCAGGUCUAAAGAAAGCACUGAAGUUUGCAGAAGAGCGCUAUAACAAGGGGUCCAAUGCGAUGCACGUUCGCAGAGUUAGCAAGAUCCUCUCUGCCAGUAAACAGCUGGUGAAGGGUAUCCGAUACAGCCUCAUGGUGGAACUAAGUAACACCCAGUGUAAAAAGGCUGCCAGACUGAGGGUCUGUGACUUCUACCCAGAAGAACACAACCUAAAGACAGAGGUAUGUGUGUUUGAGGUCUGGGACAUUCCCUGGGAGAGCAAGUCCACCCUUCUCAAACAGAAGUGCCAGCCAGCAGUUGAUCCCAAACCAGUUGAGACCAACAAAGUUGAAUUUCUGCCCCUCUCCACCAAACCAGUUGAGACCAACAAAGUUGAAUUUCUACCCCUCUCCACCAAACCAGUUGAGGAGUCAGUGGAUUCUGUGGAGCUUCUGGGUCAGUUCAAAGAGUUUAUGGUCAGAUACAAUAGGACUUACAGCAGCCAAGAGGAGGCUGACCGGCGGCUGCGUGUCUUCCAUGAGAACUUGAAGACUGCUGAGAAGCUCCAGUCUCUGGACCAGGGCACAGCCGAGUACGGGGUCACCAAGUUCAGCGACCUCACAGAGGAGGAGUUUAGGACUCUGUACCUGAACCCCCUGCUGAGCCAGCAGAACCUCCAGCGGUCCAUGAAGCCUGCAGCCAUGCCCCACGGCCCCGCCCCGCCCAGCUGGGACUGGAGAGAGCAUGGAGCUGUCAGCCCCGUCAAGAACCAGGGCAUGUGUGGUUCUUGCUGGGCAUUCUCGGUGACAGGCAACAUUGAGGGCCAGUGGUUCGCGAAAACUGGCAAACUAGUGUCUCUCUCUGAGCAAGAGCUGGUGGACUGUGAUACAGUGGACCAGGCCUGUGGGGGCGGGCUUCCAUCAAAUGCGUAUGAAGCUAUCGAGAAGCUGGGUGGUCUGGAGACAGAGACUGACUACAGCUACACCGGCAAGAAGCAGAGCUGUGACUUCACCACCGACAAAGUCACCGCCUACAUCAACAGCUCUGUGGAGCUGUCCAAGGAUGAGAACGAAAUCGCUGCUUGGCUGGCUGAGAACGGACCAGUAUCUGUGGCUCUGAACGCAUUCGCAAUGCAGUUCUACAGGAAGGGCGUGUCCCACCCUCUGAAGAUAUUCUGCAACCCCUGGAUGAUUGACCAUGCAGUGCUGCUCGUGGGCUACGGAGAACGUCAAGGCAAACCUUUCUGGGCCAUCAAGAACAGCUGGGGAGAGGACUAUGGAGAACAGGGUUACUACUACCUGUACAGGGGAUCCAGGCUCUGUGGGAUCAACAAGAUGUGCUCGUCUGCCAUUGUGAACUAGGCGAUCUCUCUCUCUCUCUCUCUCACUCACACACACACACACACACACACACACACACACACACACACACACACACACACACACACACACACACACACACACACACAUAUAUAUAUAUUAUUUGAUGCCAAUCUUUUCCUGGCACAUAAAACAAACCCAACCCAACCCUCCCCCAAACAUGUACACACACACC
Messenger RNA from Salvelinus namaycush (lake trout), 1764 nucleotides. RefSeq names its product cathepsin F-like. The record is from RefSeq and is a predicted model, not a curated record. Gene Ontology annotation, molecular function: cysteine-type endopeptidase activity; cysteine-type endopeptidase inhibitor activity. Bases 102 to 1571 code for a protein of 489 amino acids. NCBI's taxonomy places the organism in Eukaryota, Metazoa, Chordata, Actinopteri, Salmoniformes, Salmonidae. The transcript has 13 exons. Gene Ontology annotation, cellular component: lysosome.